AUGCAAGAGCUUCAAGUCCCUGUCAAUGAAAACUUCCUAAAUAAGCAGAGGAUCAUCAUGACAUAAAAUCUAUCAGCUAGAGGAGUCAAAUCUUCUCUAUAGAGCUUAAGAUAAACUACAGAUGAAAAAAUAGAGCCAGCUCAUAAAGUCUCUGCCUAUCUCCUGAAAUAAAGUCUGAAUAAAUAAAUGUCUGGCAAAAAGCCUAAAAGUUUAUAGUAAUCAGAGGAAAAGGAACUAUAGCAGAAUUUGAACUUAUUAAAUACAUACAACAACAGCAACUAGAACUCAAAUCUAAAUAUUAAAUCGCCCUUUGUUCAUGAUAAAAUUUACUCUCAGCGAUCAUAUCAAAGGAUAAGUUCCACCAGUCACCAAACGAAAAGGAAAAAUAGUCAGCCACUCUUGUUUCACAAACUAGCAGUUAGUCCAAAUUAAGAUUAAGAAUAUUAUGAAAAUGGCAGUGGAGCUGUAAGCGGAAGUAUUUGGUAGCAGGGCAAAGAUGAAAAUGCUGGCUUUAAAACUUAAAGGUAGCAUUUGGAUGUCAGAAAUAUUUAGAUCGAUCAGGUAAAGAGGGAUUUGUAGAGAAAUUUGUUUUAAGGGAGUAUUGAUGACAUUAAAUAUAAACUUGGAGUGUCUGAUUGCUUUAAAUGCGGCUAGCUAACAAUGAUAUUAAAGAAGACAUUGAAAAUCAUUAACUAAUUCUAUCCAGAUUGCCAUAAUAAUCCAACUAGGACAAAGAUUGAGAAAAUCUUCAACUAAGGAAUGAAAGCUCUAUAGGGUUAUACAAUAGAUUCCGAUGAGGAGGAUUUGAAGCAAAAAGAAAAGCUAAAGAAAAAUGGUGACAAUAGUCCUUAAAGAAGAAGUUAGCUUAUAAAGCAGCUAUAAAGUGAAGUAGAGAUACUCAAAAGAGAAAAGAUUGAAAUAGAAGCAUUGAAAGUUAAGAGUUAACUCAAGUACCAGUAGCUUUAGAAGAAAUUUGAGACUUACAGAAAUGAAAUAGAAAGGGAAUUCUAAUUUACAAAGAAGCAUGCUUUCAAUCAGCAUAAUUCUGAAGAUAGAAGGGAUAAUCAAGCGAAUUACAAUAGUAAUAACAGAUAGUUAGAUAACUCAUAUAAGAAAAAAGCUGGCUCAAAGUUAGUAUCACCAGUAAGAAUGAAUGCAGUACAACAGAAUUAUGAUAAGAAUUCUAGUUACACUCUUAUCAAUACACUCCUAAAUGAAAUGAUGUAUACUUUUGACUAAGAUAAGGUAUAUUAAAAUAUGGCAACAAGAUUCGAGAAGCUUCUAACUAGUGACUUAGUAGUAUUGAUAAAGAUCGUUGACAAUGAAAGAUUAGAAUGGGUGAGCACCAAUAAUAAAAAGAAAAGGAGUUUAGUUGGGAAGCUAGGAAUCAAAGAUAAACUUAUUUAUGAAUGCAUGUCUGAGAAAGAGAGUUUUGUCAUUAAUGAGCCUGAAAAGGACAUGCUCUAUCACCCUAAGAUAACUAAGAUAUUUUAGGUAUCCCCACAAGCUUACAAUGUCUUAGCACAGCCUAUUCCUUCACAUGAAUAAGGAUAUAUAGGUGGGAUAUUAUUAGCCUUCAAUAAAAAGAACUUUACUAAUACAAGCCUUGAUCAUCAAUUCAUUGAAUUCACAAUGGACGAUAAACGACUUGCUAAGUUAUGUGCUAAUAUGGCAGCUAUUUACAUGUCAAAGAUCAACACUUAUGAGCCAAAUUCAUAUAUGUUUUAAGAAAGUGUUAAGAAGGCGACAUCUUAACUAUUCAACUGUGAGAGAGCUAACUUCCUAUUUUGUGAUUUUGAAAAGGGUGAGCUAUACAAAAACUAUUUGGACGAUAAGAACUAAGAACAUGUUGAAACAUUCAGCAUUCAGAAAGGUCUUGCUGGCUACGUAGCAAAUAGCAUGACUCCUCUUAUCUCAAAUCAAAUUGAAGAUGAUACUAGAUUUCUUUCAACAAUAGAUGAUCCAAGUUAAGAUUUCAAUUUGAAUACCAAAAGCAUUUUAUCAGUUCCUAUAUUUACUAGUGAUGAAGCCAAGCGAAUAGACUCACUUGAGGUCUAAUGCCCAAGAGCAAUACUGUAACUCAUUAAUAAAGCAAACGAUAAAAAGUUUAUUGAUGAUGACGCCUCUCAAGUAUAGCUAUGGGCUUACAUAGUAGGUCGAGCGCAUUAGCUGAUAAAGUAGUUAGAGGAGUUCAACUCAUUCAAGAGUAAUUUUGGAUUGAUGUUCGAUGCCACCAAUAGGGCAAUGAUGAGUAUUGAUGCAAACACUGCUUAAAUGAAUCAGGUCUUGCAAACAUUCCUAGGCUUGAAUAAUACCAUAGCUGCUUCGAUGCUGAAUAGAGAUACUAGAAUAUUGCAAGAGGACCUUUAAUGA
Stylonychia lemnae is the source of this 2373-nucleotide messenger RNA. The record is from the annotation of a GenBank genome assembly. NCBI's taxonomy places the organism in Eukaryota, Ciliophora, Spirotrichea, Sporadotrichida, Oxytrichidae.